UCCGUUUGUCGGGGGGAUUGUUUACGUUCCCAUGCAGCCGGGUUUAAAAAAUGAAUCCCCCGGUCAUCAGCUCGACCAGCUCCGUCUCCACGACCAAGAGGAAGCGCGAGGCGGAGCGCUCGGUGAACUGGACGGCGGAGGAGACCCAGGUGCUGCUGUGCGCCUGGAGCGACGAGCGCAUCCAGCGCAGCCUGGCGGAGAACCUGCGCAACCGGCACGUCUUCAAGCACCUGGCGGCGCGCAUGAGCGAGAUGGGCUUCGCCCGCAGUCCGCACCAGUGCCGGCUGCGCGUCAAGACCCUGAAGGCUAACUACGUCCGGGCCAAGCUGCAGCGCAGCGUCGACGGCUCGCCGCCGUGCACCUUCCGGUACUUCGCCGAGAUGGACGCGGUACUUGGCCGGAGGGCGGCGGGGGGCGUGGCCGAAGGGGCGGGGCCGCAGUAUUUCGUGUCUCCGGAGAGGAUGGCGGCGCCGGACGCGGGUUACGAUAACGCCGAGGUUGACGAACGCCGCUCGGGUUCUUCUCCGGGGGGCCGCCGGUCGUGGCCGCUGGACGCCGUGGUCAAGAUGGAGGACGGAGAAGACUCGACGGACGAGUACGAGUUCAGCAACUCUGGAUUCACUCAGCUGCACCACGGCGUUUACCUGGAGGCUUCCAUCCGCCGGGAAAUGACCGGUGCAGUCAUAGAAAACUGCCUGAGUCCUCCUUCCCCACAAGCUCUGCCUCCUCCGGCUGCUCCUCCUUCUCCUCCUCUCACCCACUCCGCCUCCUCUCCUCUCCCGGCACCCUCGGAUCCGCCCCUCUCCCCCUCGGCUCCUCCCCCUCCUCGCUCCUCCUCCUCCUCCUCCUCCUGCCUGGAGCGCCUGUCAGAGGGCUUCGAGCGGCUGUCGGCGGACACGCGGCGCCUCCUCCUGCUGCUGGAGGGCCAGCGGCAGGAGGCGCAGCGCUGGCACCAGGACCUCCUGGCACAGUGGCUGCAGCGGGAGGAGCGGCGGCAGAGCGAGGCGGCGGAGCGCGAGGAGCGGCGGGAGAAGGCACGCAUGGAGCACGAGCUGCGGGUGCUGGAGCUGCUCGCCGGCCUGGUGGGAGAGCCGCGGUGUCGGUGCGGAGGAGGCCACACCCACAGCCCGGAGGAGAAGGGAGGCCGUUAGGAGGCACGGGGACUUCUCUAUUUACCCCCAAAAAGCUCAGGUGGAGCCCAGAUAACAUUCAGGGUGCCUUUUGGAUGUUUAGCCUUAAUCCUGGAGGGAUAAUAAAUAAAAAAAAUCCAAAUCCAAAUUCAGGAAGAAAUAACUCCCUCAAAACAUCCACCGGGGGUGUUUGUGAGUGAGAUGAUUGACAGCCAAUAGGGGGAGGGGGGGAGGGGCAGUCGGGCUCUUGAUAUGUUCGAAGAAGAAAUUACAAGUUGAAGUGUGAAGAUUUCUUACGGUUUCACUUGAUUGCACCAAAUGUAACUUUUUUAGAAAUUAAAAAAAAAAUGUAAGUGAUAUUUUCAACCGGUUUCAUUUUUAUGGAAAAGUCUUUAUGCAGCUGAUUUUUUAUUUUUGUAAGUAACAUUUUUUUAAAUAAAAAUGAUCGUUGUCAUGUGACGACUUCUCAGCCAAUCGGGCGUUUGAGGUAAAGUACAAAGACUGAACUGUUUACGGUGACGCAUUAAAACAAAUUAAAGUACCGCAAAAAUAUAACCAUAGAAAGAAAAUGUAAUUGAAUGUGAAAAAAUAACAUUUAGAUAUGAAUUUUCUGAUCAAAUUGGAAAAAACCCCAAAAUUAAAGUAUUGCCAAAAUUAAACGGAUAUAAAAUAAAGUAACGCUUAAGUUAAUGUGAGAGAAUAAAAUAAUCGAAAAAACAAAAGAGAUUAAAUAGAAGAACAUUUAAAUUAAUGUGGAAAAGAACGAUAUCGCAAAAAUAAAACAUGGAUAUAAAAGAACAUUUCAAUUAAUGUAAUAAAGAAAAGUUCCAAAAAUAAAAAGAUCUAAAAUAGAACAUUUUUAUUUAAUGUGAAAAAUAACCUAAAAAAUUUACAGUAUUGCAAAAUAAAACUAUAGAAAUUUAAAAAAUAAUAUCUAAUUGAAUAUUAAAAGACCAAAAUUAAAGAUCGAUUUUUUUUAUUAAAUUGGAGG
This is a messenger RNA of Pseudoliparis swirei, 2121 nucleotides long. RefSeq lists its product as uncharacterized. Gene Ontology annotation, cellular component: nuclear body. Gene Ontology annotation, biological process: positive regulation of DNA-templated transcription. The record is from RefSeq and is a predicted model, not a curated record. The transcript has 3 exons. NCBI's taxonomy places the organism in Eukaryota, Metazoa, Chordata, Actinopteri, Perciformes, Liparidae. Bases 51 to 1151 code for a protein of 366 amino acids.